Paramormyrops kingsleyae is the source of this 3241-nucleotide messenger RNA. NCBI's taxonomy places the organism in Eukaryota, Metazoa, Chordata, Actinopteri, Osteoglossiformes, Mormyridae. The record is from RefSeq and is a predicted model, not a curated record.
UGUCUGCACUUUGUGCUGUAGUUGUUCAGCUUUUCAGGUUUAUUUUUAUGCAUUGCUGUGUAUUACUGUGCAUUAUUUUGCUUUACCCCAAACCAUUUAAAAAAAUAGUCUUCCUUGCAUGGUAUUUAUAGAUCAGUAACUAUGAGCUUUUGACCAAAAGACCAAGGGAAGUGGCUCUUCUGAUGCUGAUCAUGAGAAGCCACACCUAGCGGAGACAGAGCUGAGCGUAGAAAACUGUGUAAAGUCCAGUGACAUGCAAACAUGCUCUGGAUAAGGACUCUCCUAUUCAUAAUCAUAUGUGGUGUGGAAGAAGUUGAUCUGACAGGACAUGUCAGCGUGGGGGGGACAGUGAAGCUGCCUUCAGUCCUGGGGAGUCUGAAAGUAAAAGACUUCGACUUUCUGAAAUGGAGGUUUAAUAGAAGGAUCAUAGCUGAAAUGUCCAGUGGGCAACCAAAAGAAAAUCUUCAUGCUCAGUUCAAAGGACGACUGCAGCUGAGCCCUGACUUCAGUCUAACUGUGAGGGAGCUGAGACUGGAGGACAGUGGGGAGUAUGAGCGUGAAGGAAUGAAGGAAGAUGGUUCACAGAUUCCCUCAUAUAAAAUCCAGCUGCAUGUUUAUGAGAUCAUAACAGGUGUGCACAUCCAAUCAAAGGUCAUCUGGCUUCAAGGGAACCACACUUGUAUGGUUCAUCUGGUGUGCAACUCAUCAGGAAAUCCAGAACCAUCCUUUUCUUGGAAAAAAGGGGGACAAACUGAGAACAGCAAGGAGAUUUACUUCUUUUUCUCACCCGAAGAAGGUGACAUCUCCAUUACAUGCACUGCUGUUAAUGCUGUCAGUCAGAUGUCCACGGAUGUGAACAUAAGAUGCAGCUCUACAGACUGGAAGCUGUACCUCUACAUUGGUUUAUCAGCAGCAGUUUUCCUGGGUGUCAUGUUUUUGGUUGUGCACUGCUGUAGAAGAAGAAAUCAAGCCACAGAGACCAGCAGGAAUGAGGCAACAGUGUAUUCUACAGUUGACGAAGGAUGUGUAAAACAAAGCCAUGAGUCAGAGGGCCAUGGUUCUCCUAUAACUCUGUAUGAAACCAUUGGGGAACUAAAUGUAAAACCAGAGACGGUAUAUGACCGGGUGGAUUUGAAUCGUAGCUGUGCACCUGCUCUAUCUCCCCUGAAGAAAGUGCUUUAAAGACUGGAAACCCUACAUGUGAAUUCCAAAAUUAAGACAUCUAUGUACAGUAAGCAUAUAUCUAUCCAUCCAUAUGGACUGAAAACUGCUUAUCUAAUACAAGCUUACAAAAAGCCUGAAACCUAAAUCAGACAGAUAAGGCUGAGACAGGGGAAACAUUUUAAAGAUAUGUUUUUUCAAGGUAAAUUGGAAUAUGGUCCAUUUUGUCAAUGUACCCAUUCUUCAUAUCUUCAGUCGCUUAUCCUGUAAAGAGUUGCCAAGGGAUUGCAGCUUAUCAGCAGCAGAUAGAGCAAAAUACUGAUUAUGGAAUGUGACGAUAAAUUGAGUUUAUAUAGGACAAUUACUACUUUUGAUUUAGAAAAAGUAAUAUUUUAAAAGAUACACAUUACUACAGUAUUUACAUUUCUUUAAAUGCUUAAAAUAUGAGGCACAUAAAAGCACAAGUCAGCAUGUACUUCUACACAGUUAAUGUAUGAUUUUCAUGAUGUUGUUUGAUUUGUAUGUUUUUCUCAUGUUUCAUAUUUGCUCUAAACUGUAAAACAGCUCAUAACAGAACCAAAUUUCAAUAUCUGAGAAACUGUUUUUAAAAUAAAACAAUUUCUUACAAAGUUAUACCUAUGUUGAAAUUGUAUAAAAUAGUUCAGUUUUUACUAUAUACAUCAUUAACAUUGUAUUACCUUGAAAAAAUAUGUAAUUUAUUAGAAAAAAUACACACAGAGAUUUUGGUCAUUGGUAUUAUAGGAAAUCAUACUAUUUUUCAUCAUAGGGUGUGUCCAAAAUCAAACACUUACUUCCUAAAUAUUUGAUAAAUAGUAGGAGAAAUGUAGUAUGAGAGGUGAACAGAAUAUUAACCGAUGGAGACUAAGCUAUCCCAUAAGGCCAUUGGACCUGCAACCGGAGAUGAAGAACAUAACCUGCUCAGAAAAUUGUGUCAAGAUGGCACAGAAGGUGCUGUCUGUAUAUAAAUUUAAGUAAAAACCAAUACCUACAUACUGUAUGCAUAUAUUUUUUUGAGAUUUUGGUUACAAUGAUAAAGUGGGAACCAACUAUCAUUCUGAAUUGUGGUACUCAGGAGCAUACUUACACUGACAUUUUGACAGUAUAUGUAAGCAUUUUGACUCAUGGUUAAAAUGAUGGUAAUUGUACUUUUAAUUUUGGUGGCACCGACUAAUUCAUUGGUGUAAUUAUUUGAUUUUGAGAUACGAGUUAAUUGUUUGGGCAAGUUACAGACUUUUGCAGCUAAACCACAAUGUUAUACUAUAUACAUGAAGUGUUUUGAGAAAUGCUCUUAUGGUCUUUAGAAUGUUAUGUACUGUUUCACAAAAUGUGCCAAAGCAAUUGAGAAAGACUGUAAGAGUAUCUUGUUGGAAUAAUGGGAGUAGAAAUAUUGGACUAAUCAGUUUUUGUAUUGUUCUUUUAGUUACAGUUGUUUAAAUUGCACGUCUAUUCUACAAGACCAUAUUCAUUUUUUGCAAUGUGGGGUAUGACGUUGCCUUUAAAUUCAAAAUAAAUAAAUUAAUGAAUAUGGCAGAUUUCAAAUGUAAUUGAUGCAACAUAUUGUUUUACAGUAUGCAGCAUGCAGAAACAGUGCCACGUGGAAAUGCAAUGCACAAGAGAGAUUGAUUUCAGUGAGUGAUGUGAAGAGAAUGUGACACAAUGAAAAGCAAAACCAUCAUUCCUUUGCUUGGCAUUUUAUUUAACUACCAUCCAGAAAAACAAUGAGAAGGGUUUACAUCACACAAAAUGUUACAAGGAAAUUGGUCCACAUCUCACCAAAACACAAUGGCCAUCUUUGCUCUGCUCCUCGGCUCAGAUUCAUUUUCAGAAUGUUCACCAGGAAGUGUAAUCACUGUCCAAUCACAGCACUUCAGCAAGCAGGGGACAUGGUUGCAGUGUGUGGAUACAGUUAGAAUACACCUGAGAUCCAGAGAAUAUUUGUGACGACUUGGCCACAAUUAGCAUAUUGUUUAGCUGUGCAUUUACUAAAUGAGCACUGUGCUACUUCCGAACUGACCCCACUGUAUUUUUUUGUAUAAUCAAUUUCUAUUAUGCAUUUAAA